UACAAUAGCGGCCAUGUUUUUUUUGUUUAUGGCAAAUGACAAAUGUUUUGCACAGCUGAUUGUAUAAAUUUUAAUGAAAUAAUGAAUAUUUUUGUUACCUAAUUUCCAACUAUAUCAAUCGACAAUUAAAAAUGUUGCCCCACUUUCACGUAUUGUGGACGUUGUCGAUGAUAAUCUUUCAUUGCCGUUGUAGUGAUAUAACAAAUGUAGCCUUCGGGACGACGACGGACGGAAUGCCAGCAGCUUUCGGCGAUUUUGAUUCGGACGAAUUGACCGACGUCUUUGUUCUGCGAAACUACGGAAAGACUGUGGAAAUACUGCUCGGUCACGAUGAAGAACCUCUGCUACGCAGAGCGAAACCCCCGUUACAGUGCAAUUUCACAAAUCUUAUAACGAGCGUCGUGCCGGGCGAUUUUGACGGCGACGCGUUGAUGGAUUUUGCAGUGACCACCAUCGAAAAGAGACCAACCAACGAUAACAGUCACAAAACAUCUUACACCUCCCUGUAUAUUAUUUGGGGAGGUGGUACGUAUUUAAAUUGUAGCAAAAACGACGAGCCAAUUUUACAUCUGAUCGGUCAACCGCUGGCUUUAGAUUAUAAUCAAAAUAUGAUUAUCGAUUUGUUUGGUGUGGAUGUUGACGGUAACCGUACAUUUUGGGUGUUCGAUAGUCAUCGAGGUGCUCCGAAGAAAAUAAGUAUGACGGGGGGACCGACAACGGAAUUAAUGAAGCCUCAUGCUCAUGCUUUCUUAGAUAUAAAUGACGAUUAUAUGGCGGAUAUUUUCAUUACAACUAAAAAAGACUUUGAGAUAUGGUACGGGAGCGAAUCACAGAGAUUCGUUUAUUCCCAUACGAUUCCGCAUCCGCCGCGAGCGAAGAAAAUCGGUCAAUCCGUUUUCCUCGACGUCGAGUUAUUAGGUCGCAUGGAUCUGGUAACCCCGGUCUGCUAUGAUGACAACUGUCGCGACAGCGCUCUGUUGGUGUAUCAUAACGGAACGUGGCACAAUCUGGAGGUGAAUUUUAAGGAGACGAAUGAUAACGUUUGGGGCUUCUCGUUGCGCGAAGGGAGGAAGUAUACGAAUGUGAUCACGCUACAUUGCGGCGAUUUCAACAUGGACGGAUAUCCCGAUAUCUUAGCCACACUCGAACUGAGCCAAACUUCGGAUACCCAGUCUUUCUUGCUUGAAAAUAUUGCUUGCGAAAGCGGCUGUGACGGCUUUUCGCGCACCUACCAAGUUCAAUGGAACGCCUUGCAACCAUUCAAAAACGGUACCGUAAUGGCGGUGUUCUUUGACUUUUACCAAGACGGUAUUUUGGAUGUGAUAUUAGUCGAAAAUAACAUAACCGAGUAUAAAACAGUCGCAUUUAAAAAUAGCUUAGAUUAUGACGCUAAUUUUAUUAAAUUAAUGGUAUUAACGGGACUUAGUAAUAAUAAUAAUCACAUGAUCGACGGGCGAGUUGGUAAGAAACGAAGAACGUAUGGCACAAACUUGCCGGGGCCGAGCAUUUCGUAUCGGACGACAACCCAAGAGGGAAACAGCCGCCACGCCAUUUCGGCGCAGUUACCGCAAUCGGCCCAUUUCAGUCUUAAUUUACCUUAUACCAUUUUCGGACUGGGUCGAACACCCAAUUUUGUUGAUACGCUAACCGUAGGGCUGUCGAACUACUCUAAAGACUGGACGCAGAUUAUUCCCAACUGUCAGAUGGUUGUAAUACCGAUGCCGACGUCGCAGCCUAGCAAAUGGAAGGCGCAGUUGUUCGUCACGCCUAGUAAAGUUAUUUUGACAUCCGUCGCGGCGCUAACCGGCGUCUGCGGUUUGAUAACGAUUAUUAUUGGAGUUUUGCAUUGGAAGGAACGGCAGGAGGAUAAACGGGAGAGGUUGCAAGAGUCCCAUCGAUUCCAUUUUGAUGCAAUGUAAAGUUGUCGUCACAUAUGAUAGUAGUUGUUGCUUUGUUUUGUAUCUUUUUUUUAUUGUUGUGAAAAAUAAAACUAUUAAACAUUU
Photinus pyralis (common eastern firefly) is the source of this 2003-nucleotide messenger RNA. RefSeq names its product T-cell immunomodulatory protein-like. Gene Ontology annotation, cellular component: plasma membrane. The coding region runs from base 132 to 1919 and encodes 595 amino acids. Lineage: Eukaryota; Metazoa; Arthropoda; Insecta; Coleoptera; Lampyridae. The record is from RefSeq and is a predicted model, not a curated record. The transcript is spliced from 2 exons.